CGGUUGUAAAUUCUUCACAGCCAACAUGCGCGAGCAAUGAUAACGUUUAACUGAUAAUUAAGAGUCCCCCGAAAGGACGCGAACGUCCAGUAAGUUGACCUGAUGCGUCGCGUGAUGCGCGCCUUUUCCAACUUGUUCCCUGGACGCACGGAACGCGCCGAAACGGACCGCUCGGUACACGAUCAGUUUCAAAUGUCGACGUACAAACAAAACGCUGCGUCCCUAACCUGCCUGUGAGAAGUGCGUUUCGUUGCUAGCUAAAAUACCGUAACAAUAUUUCGCAGAGAAGGGCAACGCCGAUAAACGUCCGCAAUGGACGAAGUGGUGGUGUUGCAGAAUAUAGAAAAUGUGUGUAGGCUGUGCCUCUCCGACGACGAGCCGAAAUUGUCGGUGUUCGGGACGCAAGAAACUCCGGUAUCGUUAGUCAGUAAGAUACAAGCUUGCUUGUCGAUUCAGAUUUUAGCCACAGACAAGUUGUCAACUCAGAUAUGUGCACAAUGUGUUAAAAAUGUGAAUCAGUGGCAUAAUUAUAAGGAAGCUUGUCUUCGAUCGCAAGAAACAUUACAGCAGUGGUUGGAAAAACAUUUGCAAUCUAGCCCAAUGGUUGUAACAAUCAAAGAUGAACCUGUGGAUCUCGACUUUUAUGAAGACAAUAUUGAAGUUAUUUCGGAAUCCACUGUCGAGUCCGAUGUGGAGUCAAACAAUCUUGAAGAAAGUAUAGAAGAUUCUGUGAAUACAGUUCAUGUUCAAGAAAUAACUGAUGACGAAGGCGAUCAGUUAAAAGCUCCGCCAAUAUUAACAAAAGAUUUAGACAUAUGUAUAAAGCCAGAGCCACAAGAAGACUAUGACACGGAUUGCACUAUAGAGAUAGAAUCUGUUACUGGCAGUGAACUUGUUUUGAAUCCACUUUCAAAUAAAGAAGAUACAGUAAUGGAAGCUGAUUCUACGCAGAAGUCAAACGCAUCAGCAUCACCAACCAAAAAGAAAAUUAGAAGAGGCCCUCACACUCACUACAGAGGAACACGCGCGUUUAAGCAAAAAUGUGUGCAUUGUCAAAUCUUUUUACAUUCGAAAUAUUCUUAUACAAAACACAUGGAGAGAUUUCAUACAGAAAAGCAAAAUGGAGACACAAGUGCUGUACAGUUGAAAGACGAAGAAGAGUUAGUUGAAGAUUUGGAGGAUGAGUUAAUGAGCAUGGAGAAAGAUGCUCCAUUAACUCAAGUGCAACAGAACAUUAUCAGUCAAUUGAAAACGUUCUCGUGUUAUUCCUGUCAACAAUCGUUCAACGAUCGUAGAAGUACACUGUCUCAUAUUCGUCAGCAUAUGCCGGAUCUGAGACCGUAUACAUGUAUCGCGUGUUUGACAGAAUUCCCGGAUCGAUCAAUGUAUAAACUGCAUUGUGGCGCUUCGUUUGAGUGUGCAAUGAAGAUCGCAUUGGUAAUACCAAAUGAAGGCGAAGAAAAAUAUUUCACAUGUAACAUGUGCCUACGUUCUAUGCAAAAUCGAAAGGAAUUGCUCAGCCACCUUUCAAAACACUCUGACAAGCAGUAUCAGCAACUGGUUUCGCCAUCGAGAUCACCGCCUAAAUUGAAACCAAUUUCUCCUCUACCAGCUUCUAAACAGGAACCUAUAAAAAGAUCGGUCUCAAGUGGACUGAAUAUUCCGCGUCCUUACAAAAACGGCGAUCCAGCACACAAUCACGUAUGCGACUUAUGCGGAAUGAUCUACAGAUACAGACCCAAUAUGGUCAAGCACAGAGACUUGUGUCAACGUCUUCAACCGGAAGUCCGAACCUCCUACAAGUGUAUACACUGUGGGAUGACAUACUUGGUGUUUAAAAAAUUCCAUAAUCAUAUCACCUUAGAUCACAAGAAGAAAGACUUCUUGUGUUCUGAAUGUGGUGCCAAGUUUCGUGCUUCAAGUGACUAUCUAGCGCAUCAUGAAACACACCGUGUCACGGCGAAUAAAAAACCAUCGCUUGAAAGAAAAGAUUCUGGCAAGGGUGUGCAGAACUUCUCGACGCCCAUUAAAGAUUGGGAUACGUUCGAGGCAGAGAUGAACGCUAGCAGAAUACCUGAAAGUGUCCAAUAUAGUUGCGCCUUAUGCAACUUGGAGUUUGCCACGAGAGCUGAGUUGACCGAGCAUAGAAACUUGCAUCUGAAGGUAAAAAUCUAUUCCUGCGUAAUUUGCCGUAGCAUGUUCAGCAGUGCGGGCGCGUUAGAGAUCCAUAUGAAGGACCAUGGCAUAGAGGAUCCCAAUGAGAGAAACGCGAAUAGCUCGUGCGUAGAAUAUGGAACCGUGAACGAGAGCAUGGAGAACACAAAUCCGACGAACAUGAGUGUUACAUCAGACCCGGGUUCUAACAAGAAUGAGUGUGCUCAAUGUGGCAAAGUGUUCUCGAACUACGCGAACGUCAGGCGGCACAUACGCAACAUUCAUAAGCCUAACAAGUCAUACUUGGGUUGCCCUGAGUGUCCUCGCACCUUUAAGACCAAGGAGAUUUUCGAUAAGCAUUUGACGAGUGAGCACAACAAACCCGCCAAAUCAAUGUUGCAGUGUCCCCAGUGCCCGAAGACGUUCGUCUUCCAAGCGAACCUAAAUCUCCAUUUUCAAACCGCUCAUGGAGCAAAGAGAAGUGGUGGUUACGAAUGCGACAUUUGCGGUAAAACGUUCAUUGAGGAAGCGUCUCUGAAAAUACACCGCGGUUGGCAUAACAGGACAAACUCGCGGUUGAGUCUACGUAACGCCAUCGCCCCUACCGAUAACGACAAGAAACCGAUCGCUAACUCCAUCACGAUCGUACCUAAACAGGAGAAAGUUCUGAACGCCAGCUCAGACAAACCUGCCAGAGCAAGGAAAUCGUUCCCCAAUUCGCCAUCAAUGAAACCGGAAGGUAAAUUCCAGUGUCAGGUAUGUAACGACAAGUUCAACGACGUGACCGAGUUAAGAAAACACUUGUGGGACGUGCACUGUGCCCAUAAGACCGAGAAGUCCUUUACGGGCGAAGAGUUCCAGUGUGAUGUUUGUUCCACUAUUUUCGCCGAGAAGGAGGCGCUGAAUAUGCAUAUGCAGUGGCACAAGGCGUGUGCUGGCGUAUCUCGAAUCAGACGACCCAGAAAUCAAGGAACCUUCCCGUGUGAAGUUUGCGGGAAGUUCUACAGCUCGAAGAAGGUCCUCUGGAGGCACAAGAAGCUCCACAAAGCCACGACUGUUGCGGCCGUAAAGUUCCAAUCGCUAGGGAAGAAAUCAAUGCCUAACCAGCAUCUGUGCAACAUUUGCCACAAGAUCUUCUGCAGCAACCAGUCAUUGCAGCGUCACAGGAUGAAUUUGCACAGCGACUUGUUCAAUCACCGGCAACAGGCGGUCUACUCAAGCACAAGGAGGAUGUCCCAGGAGGAGCCCAGCUUGAAGAGGAUGAAGCAAGAGGAAGAAGAGGAGGAGGAGGAGGAGGAGGAGGUCCUAUCGAAACCAGCCGUUCUAGCGAAUUCGAUGCAUGCUGGCAAGAAGCCGGUUAUGUGCCACGUGUGCAGGAAGUUCUUCGCGAACAUGAGUGUGCUGUAUAAACAUAAGCAAUUAAUGCAUAGUAAAUCACGAAUGAUGAAAAACGUGGCAAAAGCUUCUACGACUUCGAGCACGCAAUGCAUACCGAUAUCGGGGAGUGAUGGCAAGAUGUCCUGUAACAUUUGUUUUAAGUCGUUCUCUGGCCUGUCGAACCUGCGCCAGCAUUUCACCAUCAAGCACAAGAACAGUCCGCCAAAGUACGCAUGCCCUAUUGACGGAUGUAAACUGAUGUUCCCAUCCCAGUCUACCCUGAAGGCUCACGAGAUGACCCACACGACCAUGAUCUUCAACUGCAAUCUGUGCGGCCGUCAUGUAUUCAACCGACAAGCAAUGACCGACCACAUGCUCACCGCUCAUAACACCGUCUAUGAUGCGGGCAAGAGCAAGAACUUCCAUCGGGAGACUGAUUUGUCACUGUACGUUGUUCAAAACGCAGUGGACGCGACAUGUCCCCAUUGCAAGAUUAAGUAUCCGAACAACAGGGCCAUGAAGAUACAUUACUUCAAGUUCCAUGAUACAGUGAACUAAACUUUUUCAAAAUUUCCGACAGUCUGAACGAACAUUUGACUUGGAUAUACGAGGCGACUUGUAUACCGGGUGUACCGAUUCUACAGGAGCAGCGAUGCUCUCCGAAACGAACGCUGUGCUCUUAACUUUUGUACUCAAAAUCGCGUUCCAUGUUUGUCCGUGUGGCAUAUGAUGAUCGUACGGGUCGCAGGCACACGCAUUACACGCGCGAACAUAGAAUCCGUAUAUACAUAUACAUGAUAAUUGAAACAUACUUGUUUCAACGGUACGUUCCUCAUACCUUCAGCCAGUUUCACUUGUCUCUAACCCUCACGGGAUUAGUUCUCAUUAAAUAUGGGCAAUGCUGACUUGAUCAACGAGGAGUUCUGUAAAUAACCCGCGAUUAUUGUAGAGAGUGAUGAAUGCGAGAGAGAAAGAGAGAGGGGGGCGAGGGGAGGGGAGGGGGAGAAUGAGAGAGAGAAUGAGAGUGAGAAUAAGAGUGAGUGAGCGAGAGAUGGGGGUAGUUAAAUGAGACAGAGAGAGUCUAUCCAUUUAUUUGUUUAAUAUUUUUAUGUCAGUUGUUUACAGUUUUCAAAGACGCCUUUUGACUUUGUUCGUUCCGGAGUCGGUGAUCCUGCUUUUCAUUUUUUAUGGGUCACCGAUCCCGUACAACGAACGUUGUUUUAUAAUGACAGCAUUUCUCGACGUGGCUUAACGCGGGCGUGAUCUUUGCAUCCAGUCUUGAUCAAUUGAUUUUUCUAUUGUUAUUUGAAAAUAUAAUUUUGGUAUUAAUGGUAGGACGAAACGAUUGAUGUCAAGCGAAGAUCGCUCGUGUUUGAACCUGUCGAUCUACAUACUGCAUUAUCAUCAAUGAAUUUCGGUUGCGCGAUCUCUACUACAAACGAAUAUACACAAUUGUUUGUUCUUUUCUGUUUUUCUUCUUCGUUAUAAAUGAUGAAUAGUGGGAGGCGAUGUUACUACGUGAUCGCAUUGGACGCAUUUAACGCGGAGCGGAACGCAUGUAUUGACGAAGGACAGAUUACGUGAAGUUUGUACAGUACAAUAUUGGUGUACGAUGGAUGAUGAUCCGCAUCCUUGACGUUGUGGAUCGCAAUUUGAGUUAACAUUACUGUAUCAGACGUUAGGAUCACGAGAACUAUUUUUUUUUAAUUUUAUUAUAACGGAUAUUAUUUGAUUUUAUUAUAACGGAUACUUGUAUAUGCAAUGUGUAAGCUGUAGCGUUUUGCAUAUAGUGAACAAAUAAAGGGAGGACUAAUAUGUGUAGAUUUUCGAUUUUUUAAGCAUCAUGAUUUCUUUUUCGUGGAAGGUUCGCCAUUUUAUACUUGCGUUAUGAUUUUAGAAUGUAACGUAACAUUUGUUACUGAAUUCUCGAGUUGUUUCAGAAGUUAGAUUUAGAACUAUAUUUAAAAUGUGUCGAUUCUUUUGUUAGUUCGUGAAAGAGGGGAGAUCGAGAAGGAAAGUUAUAGUGUGGCUCUCGGGUAGCGUGACUUAACCUCAAAGGCAAUCGAUACAUUCUUAAAAGAAGUCAAACUACCUUGCAUACAUUCGAUGAAAAAUUUCACUAUCGAUCAUUGUUCCUGUAUUUUGAUAAUGAAAGCAAUAAGUGUUUUAAAAGCUUAGAUACUAUCAGGAAGAAUCCUCUAAUUAACUGGACGAGUUAGAUGAUUAGAGCAGCUAACCUAGAUACCAACUGUUUCAAUUCGAAUCAUUGUUUAUUUAAAUUCUAUUUAUAAAGUUGUCUUAGUCUGAGAAAGGAUUUUAGAGAGUUUAAUGUCAUUGAUUUAAAGCGAUUAAUUAGAGAGCUGAAAAACCCUAAAGUCCUUCACGAGUAGGUCUUAAUUACACAUAACAGAUUCCGUUAUGCUUAAUAGUUUCCUACACGCCUGAUCUUAUCAUUUAGCUACUAUCCGACUUAACAAAGAAAGUAUCUCCUCCUUAGAUUGAUUAAUAGAUUUCAAUUAACUGAGUUUUGGUUUAAUCGUUGAUUGCUUCACUGAUGAUUCAACUAACAAGGUUCAGACUACACAAUGAUCCUCCUUUUUCCUUCUUAAUUUUUUCACAUCUAACGUAACAAUUAUAAUUUGUAUACAAUAUCACUCAACGAUUGUACUCGUUAAUAGAUCUACAAAUUAGGACCGACACUCCAAGCGCUGUAACUCGAAUUAAUUUAUAAAGAUAUGAUCAUGAAAGGGCACAAUGAAAGAUUUCGAUGUCAGUAGAUGAAAGUCUCCAACCUUGCUAACUAAACGACUCAGUAGAAUACGUCGCAGCAUAUCAGAGUCCCUAAAUCGCUAGAAGCCUCAGUGAUCGAUAGAAUUUCGGUCGGAUCAUCUAUUUCGAGUGGCAUAUUUUAAACGCACGUUUUAACUGUAAACUUUGCUGCCUGGAGUUUGCUUUUAAAAAUCAAUCGGGCGUACUCCGCGAGCAGCGUUGUCCAGAGAAUGCCUGGAAUUCAAUGAUGUGCCACUACUAGGGGAUCAACCGAGAUGCACCGGGACACGUUGAACCAUUCCGCCUACCGUUAACUUUCUUACGGCAGAUGCUCGAAACGAUAAUUACACUCCCGCGAUUCUCGUUCCGCGCUACGAUUGUUCGGAACAGUUUUUUCCUGCCGUUUUUACCGAAAAGAACGAAUCGUAUGAAUAUAUAUGUAUAUAUAUAUAGGAACAUACGUACAUAUAUAUAUAUAUUUCUGUAUACUGAUACGCUUUUUUGUAUAAUAUUUUUAAACUUCGAGGAAAUGGUUCUAUAGGCCAUAAUCUUGGCGAAACGACACCAAGCUGCAGCGCACGCACUUGUUACUGUUCCGUUUGUUGCGAACGAGGAAACAGAUUUUACCAUGAAUAAUACAGAAAC
Molecule: messenger RNA, 6945 nt
Organism: Nomia melanderi (Alkali bee)
Lineage: Eukaryota; Metazoa; Arthropoda; Insecta; Hymenoptera; Halictidae
Biological process (GO): regulation of transcription by RNA polymerase II
Cellular component (GO): nucleus
Molecular function (GO): sequence-specific DNA binding; DNA-binding transcription factor activity, RNA polymerase II-specific; zinc ion binding
Source: RefSeq, a predicted model, not a curated record